AUGACAUAUUCUACGCCUCCAGAGUUUAGAAGACUCUGCAAAUCGGGCAGAAUGACCUCACAGACCGGUGGACAUUGCCCCGGAUAUGCUCAGGCCAAUUUAGUUGUUCUUCCCAAAGAUGCUGCGUCAGACUUUGCUGAUCUCUGUUUCCGUAACCCAGUGCCGUUACCCUUGUUGGGGAUGACUCCUGUAGGAGAUUUCUCCAAGAUUGAUAACACCCAAGUGUUGAAUGAUGAGGAGUUUGACAUCACCACCGAUUUUCCAAAGUACACUGUGUUUGAAAAGGGAAAGAUCAUCGGUACUGUCACCGACAUCAAGGACCAUUGGAAUGAGAAACAUGUGGGGUUCUUGAUUGGGUGCUCUUAUUCGUUUGAGGCCGCACUUGCCAAUGCUGGGUUGCCAGCCAGAAACUCCGUUGAGGACAAAAGUGUCUCUAUGUAUUUGACAUCUAAGUUGUUGGACCCCGCAGGUAUCUUCACAGACGUGUACUACGUGGUGAGCAUGAGACCUUACAAGAAGUCUGACUUGGCUAAAGUCCGUGAAAUUACUCGCAAGUUUCGUAAAACUCAUGGUGAGCCUAUUGACUGGGGCUACGGUGCAUUGAAAAGAUUAGGAAUUAGUGACUUGUCGAAACCGGAUUUUGGCGAGACCACUCGUGUUAAUGACGACGAAGUUCCCGUUUUCUGGGGUUGUGGAGUUACAGCUCAGGUAGCUGCCCUGACAGUCUCUCAUAAAAUUGAAGGUUUGACCUUUGGCCAUGCUCCGGGCCAUAUGUUGGUGCUUGACAUUAAAGAUGAGGAGGUCAUUGCCUUGAGAUAA
This is a messenger RNA of Sungouiella intermedia, 819 nucleotides long. The record is from the annotation of a GenBank genome assembly. Lineage: Eukaryota; Fungi; Ascomycota; Pichiomycetes; Serinales; Metschnikowiaceae.